CGCUUCUGAGCUCCACUGGCAGUCUAGCAGACCCACCUGAAUGGAGCUGAACAGUGGGUGGUUCCGUGGGACCCAUCGACGACUACACUCUGGUAACGUUAACUUUAACCUUAACAUCGUGUCGUUGCUUGCUCUCUGGCAGCAUUCUCAGUAUGUGGAGGGGUUGCCGAAGCAGCGCGACACUUGUGUGCCCCGCCAUUUUGUGCUAACGCCGUGCUUGCCCGCCAGCGCCAAUCCGCCUGGCUGUUUGAGCAGAUCGAGCCGCUGCGAUGGCAUCGAGGAGGGAUAUGGCGAUGACGACAAGAUCGGUGAGCAUCGGCAGUGUCAUUGGUACCACCCAUGUCAAGCCACCUUUGCCUAAGCUUCUGCUGUAGCACUUACUACUUACUGGCCAAGGCGCAGACCUUCCAGGUUAGAAGCUUCAGCCUUGGAAGAAAUUCCAUGCUCUUCAUAUCCAGUCAGGCCGGUUCACGUGGCGGCUGUUUCAUGCUUCAGCCGCCUCUAAUACCGCAUCUCAUGCGACCCGAGGCGGCACAUGGUUUCCCCCUUUGGCCGCUUGAUGUCGCACAGGGACCGCCCUGCAGACCCCUGCUUCUGAUGUAUCGGGCAGCACCCAAGGUCCCAAAUGUCGUAUUAGACCGCCGUGCUUGCACAAACGCCGACCUUUGCGUCAUCGUCAUACCGAUCUCUGCACGUCUUCCAUGGCAGGCAGCCAUACACGGCCUUCUCUCCAGACUGCAGUGUACACUCGCGGUGGGUAUUUCCCCGCCAAGGUCCCUUCUCCGGGUUACCCCAGGUGCGGCCAUGGCCCCCCCUCGUGGCCGCUCCUCGUGAAGCGCAUUGCCAUCCGAACCUCGGUAGCUACACCGCGUGGUGCGCUUUUGGAUCGGCGAUUCGACUGGCCGCUUGACGGCGCCCACCAACUUGGAAAAGUCGGCCCUGCCCAGCAAUGGCUUCCCCUCAACCGGCCGGACUAUCACAGGGGUUCCCUAUAGAGCUUCCUGUUCUGGUCGUUUCGCAGCAUGAAUGACCUCGGGCUCUCGGAGGG
Messenger RNA from Chaetomium strumarium, 1048 nucleotides. RefSeq lists its product as uncharacterized. The coding region runs from base 340 to 834 and encodes 164 amino acids. Lineage: Eukaryota; Fungi; Ascomycota; Sordariomycetes; Sordariales; Chaetomiaceae. The record is from RefSeq and is a predicted model, not a curated record. The transcript is spliced from 2 exons.